AUGGAGAGUAAAUACAAGGAAAUACUGUUAUUAAUGGGCCUGGAUAACAUCACUGUUGAGGAACCGGAUAGGUUUAUUUUCUUUCUUCCAGAUGAGUUUAAGAUUGCCAUGGGCAAACUAGAAAUUGCAAAAAGGACAGAUUCAAAACACUGUUUCCAGAAGUUGAAGUAUGUGUACCUAGAAAAAAGUCUUCAGGAAGAGAAGGAGAAAGGUAAUGAGGAAUUUACUUGCAGUGACCGUGAACACAGGACUUCAACGUUAACUUCUCAAAGCACCAUUUACGCAGUAUGUAAUGCUCUCACAUUUUAUCCAAGGCUUGAAGAUAAAGAAAUUAUAGCCCUGAAAAUUUAUAAACCG
This is a messenger RNA of Galeopterus variegatus (Sunda flying lemur), 357 nucleotides long. RefSeq names its product interferon-inducible protein AIM2-like. The annotation marks the transcript as partial. The transcript has 3 exons. NCBI's taxonomy places the organism in Eukaryota, Metazoa, Chordata, Mammalia, Dermoptera, Cynocephalidae. The record is from RefSeq and is a predicted model, not a curated record.